Messenger RNA from Mucor velutinosus, 435 nucleotides. RefSeq lists its product as uncharacterized. The transcript has 2 exons. NCBI's taxonomy places the organism in Eukaryota, Fungi, Mucoromycota, Mucoromycetes, Mucorales, Mucoraceae. The record is from RefSeq and is a predicted model, not a curated record. Bases 1 to 435 code for a protein of 144 amino acids.
AUGAACUCAACUGUUACUCACAUCAACCAACCUCAUCAAGUAUUCUUCACUAUGCGUACGUCCAGGCGUUACCAACCCUAUUCAACUUCUUUAAACAACAACAACAACAACAGCAUUCAAGACGCUCCUCUAUUUGGUCCUAUUCCAUGUCUCUCAUCCGCUUCUCCAUCGUCCUCUUCUUCGUCUUCAACAUCAUCGCCAUCGUUAUCCUUUGCUGCUGCCUCCUCCCCUUCCAUUACAUCAUUAAAUAACGCAUCUAUUUUAGAAGAUAAUGAAAUCUUCAGUGAAUUUGAUGACUUUAUCUCUACACCCGCAAGCAACUAUCUCGCUUCUCCUCCUCCCUCUCCUCUUUUAUCACCUAGUAAUAGCAGUUUCAACAACGAUAACCAUGACGAGGAUGAUUUUGAUUUCUCUGAUUUUCCUUUAUUUUCUUGA